Nerophis ophidion (straightnose pipefish) is the source of this 2259-nucleotide messenger RNA. Its product is annotated as carbohydrate sulfotransferase 15-like. NCBI's taxonomy places the organism in Eukaryota, Metazoa, Chordata, Actinopteri, Syngnathiformes, Syngnathidae. Gene Ontology annotation, biological process: hexose biosynthetic process. The transcript has 8 exons. The coding region runs from base 348 to 1928 and encodes 526 amino acids. The record is from RefSeq and is a predicted model, not a curated record. Gene Ontology annotation, molecular function: N-acetylgalactosamine 4-sulfate 6-O-sulfotransferase activity.
CAGGCUGGCAGCAGCAACAUUAAAACAUCCAUCCGGACUUCUUGUCCGUCUAAGCGAGGAAUAACUCCACAUUUAAAAAAAAAACAAAAACACACACACAGAAGAAGAACCGCACGGAAUUUUCUCUCAUCCUUUUUUUUUCUUCUUUUUUUUUUUUUGCAUGAUCAUUGCAAGUCUUCUCCCAGGCUCGUGACCGGGAUGGGAAUAAGAGAGGCGGCUUUGAGAAGUUGCUCCACCCGGACUGCCAGGACGCAUCUGAUGAGCGCCGUCCCACAGCCUCCUACGAGGUCCGAGCACCCGCGACGCCGUGACAGCUGCCGGGGCGGACGCCGCCGCUCGCCCACAGCAUGACGCGGGCGGACUACAAGUACACCCUGCUGGGCUCCCCGCCGGACGACUACCGCCAGAGACCAUUGCUGCUGCAGGUGGACCAGGGGCUCGUGGACCUGCUCGCCAUCCUGGAGGUGAAACGGGAGCGGCCCAGGAUGUGGCGGGCGCUGCGCGGCGCCCCCAAGUUCCGCUUCUACGGGCUCCUCUUCGCCGUGGCCGUCAUGUUCCUCGUCAUGGCCUCCUACGUCCUGACCGGGGACAAGAAGGGUCUGCUGCUCACGCCCUCGCCGUAUCACUUCGGCGGCCCGGUCGGACCCGGACCCUUCGCCUUCAACGUGUCGGCGGUCAAGGACUUCGCGCACAUGCAGCUGGUGGUCAAGUCCAUCGAGUCCAAAGUGGUGUUCACCGGUUGGCGGCAGGUUCCGGAACGCACGGCGUUGGUUCGAAGCGAGGAACAUAUGUUUUCUGUCAUCCCCUGCAAAUUCCUGCCGGACGUCCGCAACCCGUGCUGGUACCAGGAGUACGCCGGCAACGUCACCUCCGACCCUUACGGGGAGAACUUGUACGCGCACUACGCCCGGCGCUUUCGCACCGUCUUCACGCACUUGCGGCGCAGUUUCGAAAAGCACUUGUUCAGCCACGGCGGGAAGCUUUACCGCAUCCGCUGCCUGCCGUAUUUCUACAUCAUCGGGCAGCCCAAGUGCGGCACCACGGAUCUUUACAACCGACUGCGGCUGCAUCCCGACGUCCAGUUCGCCACUUUUAAAGAACCGCACUGGUGGACCCGCAAGAGAUUUGGGAUCAUCCGUUCCAACGAGGGCUUCUACAGCCGCUACCCGGUGGAGGACUACCUGGACCUGUUGGAUGAGGCCGCUUACUUCAUCCAAGGCAACCUGACGGCCAAUGACAGCGGGGCGCCCGCACGGCCCAACGUCAUCAUCGGGGAAGCCAGUGCCUCCACCAUGUGGGACAACAACGCCUGGGUGUACUUCUACGGCAAUUCCACCGACGGAGAGCCGCCCUUCCUCAUCCAGGACUUUGUCCACGCCCUGCAGCCCGACGCACGAUUCAUUGUCAUGCUCAGGGACCCGGUGGAAAGGCUCUACUCGGACUACUUGUACUUCGGCAUCAGCAACAAGUCGGCGGAGGACUUCCACGAGAAGGUGUCGGAGUCCCUGCAGCUGUUCGAUGGCUGCCUGGGCGAGUACACCAUGCGCUCCUGCGUCUACAACAACACCCUCAACAACGCCAUGCCAGUGCGGCUGCAGGUGGGCCUCUACGUGGUCUACAUGCUGGACUGGCUGAGCGUCUUCAGCAGGGAGCAGAUUCUGGUGCUGAGGCUGGAGGACCACGCGUCCAAUCAGCAAUACACAAUGCACAAAGUCUUUCAAUUCCUCGACCUGGGGCCCCUGACAAAACAAAUGGAGUCGACGAUCACCAGAAGCCCCGCCUCCAACACCAGAAGGCCGGAAGACAAAAACCUGGGCCCCAUGCUGGCCAACACAAAAGACAUCCUAAGCCAGUUCUACCUGCCCUUUAACCAGAAGCUGGCCAAAGUCUUGCAUAAUGACUUAUUCCUCUGGGACUCCAAACCCUGAACCAGUCGGAAAACCGCAGUUGGAAAACCACUGACAUCAUCAUCAUCAUCAUCAUCAUCAUCAAGUACCCAUCAUCGUUUUCAUUUAAAUUAUUUUAACUUAUAAGAGCAGCAGAUAUAAAUCAAAGACAGGAAAAUAGCACAAGUGUGUGUGUGUGUGUGUGUGUGUGUGUGUGUGUGUGUGUGUGUGUGUGUGUGUGUGUGUGUGUGUGUGUGUGUGUGUGUGUGUGUGUGUGUGUGUGUGUGUGUGUGUGUGUGUGUGUGUGCGAGAGAUACCAGACUUGUUGAUUGUUUGUUGUACAAAGUUAAUAGAAAUUGUUUUAAAAAAAUAA